AUGUCAGUGAAUGGCCAGAGUGUCCUUGAUGGAUCUAAGCUUUUGGACAAAUGCCCAUUGGCUAACAUAGAGGAAGUGGAACUUCUGAUCAACUCCGCAGCCCAAAGAGUUAUAAUGUCUCACUUACACAAUAUGGAUUCUAGGUUCACUCAAUACAGGAUAGAUAUGAAUGAUUUGAAGAAAAUGCUGCAAGACAAUCAAGGCAAAAACAAUAUGGAAAUCAAAUUGCUGAAAGGAAAAAUUCAAGAGCAGCAAGAUUUAAUAAAGAAUUUGCACAAAAAUGUGGAGGCAGAGGCUGUGAAACAGGGUGCACGACUCGUAAAUGGAAGUUCUUUUAGAGAAGGCAGAGUUGAAGUCUACAAAGAUGGCGUAUGGGGGACAGUUUGUGAUGACAACUGGGACUACAAAGAUGCCAAUGUGAUCUGUAGACAACUAUUUGGAUUAGUUGGAAGCCCAUAUAGCAAUGCACAUUUUGGACAUGGAGUUGGUAUUAUUCAAAUGGAUGAUGUCGGUUGCUAUGGUUAUGAAAGUUCCUUAAUGCAUUGUACGCAUACAGAUCAUCUAAGUCAUAACUGUGGUCACUCGGAGGAUGCAGGUGUUGUAUGUAUAAAAGCCCCACCUAUACGACUUUCAAGACAACUAGAAUUUCAAGGACGAGUAGAAGUUUACAAGAACAAUGAAUGGGGAACGGUUUGUGAUGAUGAUUGGGACCAUGUCAAUGCUGGUGUUAUUUGUAGAAGUCUAGGUUAUAGUGAGCAUGGACUGGCCGUGUCAAAUGCAGUUUUUGGAGAAGGAUCUGGGUCUAUACUUUUUGAUGAUGUACAGUGUAAUGGACGUGAAACCGGUCUGUCUGAGUGUACAUUUUCUUCCACUAAUAAUUGUAAUCAUAGAGAGGAUGCUGGUGUAAUAUGUAGACUUCAAGGUGAUCAUAUCAGAUUAUCAAAGGGAACAUCUGUCAACGAAGGUAUUCUUGAAGUGUUAAUUAACAGAAAAUGGGGAGCCGUCUGUGAUAGAAACUGGGAUCAAAGUGACACAAAAGUAGCUUGUCGGUCUCUCGGAUAUUCUAGUUAUGCUAGUUUAGCACUUACUGAUCAGCCAAGAGGUUCAUCAAGACUCUUGAUUAAGGUUGAAUGUACUGGAAGAGAAGAAUCGUUAAACGAAUGUGCUUUUGGUCUGGGGAAUUGUAAUGGAACUAGUCCUUUAGUAUUGGAAUGCUCUGCUGACGUUAGACGCUUCAUUAGACUUGUCGAUGGUUCUUCGAGCAAUGAGGGGCGUGUUGAAGUAUUCAUUAAUGGGGAAUGGGGUACAGUUUGUGAUGAUAUGUGGUGGGUUACACAUGCAACCGUUGUGUGCAAAAGUCUUGGAUAUUCAGGAAAAGCUUAUUUCGGAGCUGGGACAGGACGAAUUUGGUUAGACAAUGUUAACUGUGAUGGCUCAGAGGCAUCCAUCUUUGACUGCAGACACAGAGGCUACGGAAAAGAAGAUUGUACACACUAUGAAGAUGCCGGUGUAACAUGUUCAUGA
Molecule: messenger RNA, 1524 nt
Organism: Saccostrea echinata
Lineage: Eukaryota; Metazoa; Mollusca; Bivalvia; Ostreida; Ostreidae
Product: deleted in malignant brain tumors 1 protein-like
Exons: 9
Coding region: 1-1524 (507 amino acids)
Cellular component (GO): membrane
Source: RefSeq, a predicted model, not a curated record